Closterium sp. Naga37s-1 is the source of this 2859-nucleotide messenger RNA. The record is from the annotation of a GenBank genome assembly. Lineage: Eukaryota; Viridiplantae; Streptophyta; Zygnematophyceae; Desmidiales; Closteriaceae.
AUGCCGUUUUCAAACAGAGAGGCGCCCUGGAAAUCGCUCGUGAGAAAAACACUGCGCGCGAUUUACACCCGGUUUCACACCCGCCUCUGCUUCACGCGCAUUGGCCUCGACGGUAUGCCACCCCAAUACCACGGCUUCCUUUCCCGUCAAGUUCCCUUCCCGCGCCCUCCUUUCCCGUCGCCCGCGCAACAUUCCCGUCGCCCACCCUACCCGUUGCCCGCGCUUCUUCCCGUCGCCGUCCGUAAUAUUCGUCAGUCUCCCGUCGGCUCGUCCCAUCGUUUUCCCUGUCUCCCUCUCUCUCCGUCGCCCUCGCAAUCCGGGUCUCCCUCUCUCCCCCUCGCCCUCGCUUUCCCCGUCAAUGAGGCACCGCCGCCCUCCCUUUCCCCGUCGCCCUGCCAUCCACUGCUCGUCUCCCUCGCCUUCCCUCCCGCCUCCCUUCCCAUCUCGCACGCGUGUCACCCUACCCCGUGCCCUGCUUCCCCCCCUCCCCGCCUCCUCUACCCCCCAUCCCCCUCCCUGCGUCCCCCCAUCCUCUUCAUUCAUUCCCCACCUCCCAAGCCCUGCUUCCCCCCAACCGCAUUUCUGCUUCCCCCCCUCCCCAUCCAUGCUUCCCCAUGUCCUCUUCCCUGCUUCCCCCACUCCCUUUCCAUGCUUCCCCAUGUCCUCUUCCCUGCUUCCCCCCCUCCCCAUCCAUGCUUCCCCAUGUCCUCUUCCCUGCUUCCCCCCCUCCCCGUCCAUGCUUCCCCAUGUCCUCUUCCCUGCUUCCCCCCCUCCCCAUCCAUGCUUCCCCAUGUCCUCUUCCCUGCUUCCCCCCCUCCCCAUCCAUGCUUCCCCAUGUCCUCUUCCCUGCUUCCCCCCCUCCCCGUCCAUGCUUCCCCAUGUCCUCUUCCCUGCUUCCCCCCCUCCCCAUCCAUGCUUCCCCAUGUCCUCUUCCCUGCUUCCCCCCCUCCCCGUCCAUGCUUCCCCAUGUCCUCUUCCCUGCUUCCCCCUCUCCCCGUCCAUGCUUCCCCAUGUCCUCUUCCCUGCUUCCCCCCCCCUCGUCCAUGCUUCCCCAUGUCCUCUUCCCUGCUUCCCCCCCUCCCCAUCCAUGCUUCCCCAUGUCCUCUUCCCUGCUUCCCCCCCUCCCCAUCCAUGCUUCCCCAUGUCCUCUUCCCUGCUUCCCCCCCUCCCCGUCCAUGCUUCCCCAUGUCCUCUUCCCUGCUUCCCCCCCUCCCCAUCCAUGCUUCCCCAUGUCCUCUUCCCUGCUUCCCCCCCUCCCCAUCCAUGCUUCCCCAUGUCCUCUUCCCUGCUUCCCCCCCUCCCCAUCCAUGCUUCCCCAUGUCCUCUUCCCUGCUUCCCCCCCUCCCCAUCCAUGCUUCCCCAUGUCCUCUUCCCUGCUUCCCCCCCUCCCCUUCCCUGCGUCCCCCCAUGUCCUUCCCUGCUUCCCCCCCUCCCCUUCCCUGCGUCCCCCCAUGUCCUUCCCUGCUUCCCCCCCUCCCCUUCCCUGCGUCCCCCCAUCCCCUUCCCUGCUUCCCCCCAUCCCCUUCCCUGCUUCCCCCCAUCCCCUUCCCGUCUUCCCCCCAUCCCCCUCCCUGCGUCCCCCCAUCCUCUUCAUUCUUUCCCCUUCUCCCAAACCCUGCUCCCCCCCAUCCGCAUUUCUGCUUCCCCCCAUCCCAUCCCCUGCCCAGCUUCCCCCUAUCCCCUUCCCGUCUUCCCCCCAUCCCCUGCCCUGCUUCCCCCCAUCCCUGCACUGCUUCCCCCCAUCCCCUGCCCUGCUUCCCCCCAUCCCCUGCACUGCUUCCCCCCAUCCCCUGCCCUGCUAAACCCCCAUCCCCUUCCCUGCUUCCCCCCAUCCCCUUCCCUGCUUCCCCCCAUCCCCUUCCCGCGUUCCCCCUAUCCCCCUCCCUGCUUCCCCUCACCCCCAUCCCUGCUUCCCCCCAUCCCGUGCCCUGCUUCCCCCCAUCCCCUUCCCGCCUUCCCCCCAUCCCCCUCCCUGCGUCCCCCCAUCCUCUUCAUUCUUUCCCCUUCUCCCAAACCCUGCUCCCCCCCAUCCGCAUUUCUGCUUCCCCCCAUCCCCUUCCCUGCUUCCCCCCAUCCCCUGCCGAGCUUCCCCCCAGCCCCUGCCCUGCUUCCCCCCAUCCCCUUCCCUGCUUCCCCCCGUCCCCUUCCCGUCUUCCCCCCAUCCCCCUCCCUGCGUCCCCCCAUCCUCUUCAUUCUUUCCCCUUAUCCCAAGCCCUGCUUCCGCCCAUCCGAUUUUCUGCAUCCCCCCCUCCCCUUCCCUGCUUCCCUGCAGUGUCUCCUCGACCGCCACUCCACUUUGCUCCCCACACAUUUCACCGCCCUCCCGCCAUAGUCCAUUCAGGCCAAUUCCCUCCCCCCACCUCCUUCGGUGUGCAUCCCUCCACAUCCCCCUCCCCAUCCCCCUCCCCACCACCAGGCUUCCGCCCUGCUAGUAUGGCAUCGGUCGCCGCGCUUCUGUGGCACCUCUGUUCGCGUGCACAUCGGCCUGUGAUGCAGUCUACUGCACCGCACAUCACCGUCACAUUUUGUCCAUUGAUGAGUCUAUUCCCCCUCUGCUUCACCCCUUCCCCUCCACAGUCUAGUGCACAUGGUGGUGGACAGGGUGGGGGGAUUCUUCGCCUCUUGGGAACACGCACCUUGCUCCGCCUCACUACACCAUUCCCUGCCUCUUCCCCCUCCACUACCCCCCCUCCCCUCCGUGCUUCUGCUAGCAUCCCUCCUGCUGCUCCCUCUGUUAUGUCCUCUCCUGCAACCCCCUUCCAACACAGGCGCACCGCUUGCACCCCGCUCACACUACUCCGUGUACCCACCCACUGUGUCUCGGAUCUCAGCAGCAUCAGUUCCCACUGUUGGUGUUAG